AUGAUCAAGCUACAUGCAGCAUUUACGUCAUUAAUCAAGCACUGCGGCGAGGCGACAUCAUCAGCGCCUUUCCUAAGCACGCUGGACUACUCUAUCCCGCAUAUCACCCUUUCCCUCCUCCCCAACCUCACACCCAUCAGCACAAUGUCUGCCGUCGCAACAUUACGAGGCGAAGCGCCCCAGCAGGUCCGAUCUCUGUAUCGCCAAUUAUUGCGUCAGGGCGAGCAGUUCACGGCCUACAACUUCCGCGAGUACGCGAAGCGGCGAACGAGGGAUGCCUUUCACGAGCACAAGGCCGAAAAGGACUCGCGCAAGGUUCAGGAACUUAUCCAGAAGGGCCUCAAGGAGCUGCAAGCGAUGAAGCGCCAAACUGUGAUUGGACAGUUCUACCAGCUUGACCGAUUAGUUGUCGAGGGGAGACUUGCAGACUCUGGCAAGCCGGGUCAAGUGGCGAAGCAAUAA
Messenger RNA from Akanthomyces muscarius, 462 nucleotides. RefSeq lists its product as uncharacterized. Gene Ontology annotation, cellular component: L-cysteine desulfurase complex; mitochondrion. Bases 1 to 462 code for a protein of 153 amino acids. The transcript has 6 exons. Gene Ontology annotation, biological process: iron-sulfur cluster assembly. The record is from RefSeq and is a predicted model, not a curated record. NCBI's taxonomy places the organism in Eukaryota, Fungi, Ascomycota, Sordariomycetes, Hypocreales, Cordycipitaceae.